Molecule: messenger RNA, 1814 nt
Organism: Octopus sinensis (East Asian common octopus)
Lineage: Eukaryota; Metazoa; Mollusca; Cephalopoda; Octopoda; Octopodidae
Product: sentrin-specific protease 8
Exons: 6
Coding region: 47-694 (215 amino acids)
Biological process (GO): proteolysis
Molecular function (GO): deNEDDylase activity; cysteine-type peptidase activity
Source: RefSeq, a predicted model, not a curated record
GUGAUGUACCUUUCAUCCAAUGUUGAAGUACCCCAUUAGUUGAACGAUGGCUGGGGAAACAGAUAUAGUGUUAAACUAUCAUAACAGUCUGUUACGGGUAUCUGAUUACGAGUUACUGGAUCCUCCCAACUGGAUCAAUGAUAAAAUCAUUGAGUUUUGUUUCGAGUAUUUUGAACGUGAGCAAUAUCGAUACUGUGCAGACCUCCUUGCUUUCAUCAGUCCAUCUGUCAUUCAAGCUAUAAAGUUUUAUCCACAACAUGAAAUGGGAAUUUUUCUAGAUCCCCUGAAUUUGACAGCAAAGCAGUAUGUUUUUAUGGCUGUCAAUGACAACAUGGCUGCUUAUCAAUAUGGCGGAUCACAUUGGAGUUUGUUGAUGUAUAAUGGACUCAGAAAUGCAUUUUAUCAUUACGAUUCUAUGUCUCCAUCAAAUACGUCUAUUGCUGAAGAUUUAUGUCACAAAAUACAGACUAAUAUGAAUGCUGACAAAAAGGCCACAUUUAAAGAAAUGGAUUGUCCACAACAAGAAAACGGUUAUGACUGCGGAGUCCAUGUGAUAGCAACAUGUGAACAUCUGGUUCGUCAGAAUAUCGAAGCUUACUCUGUUCCUCUCGAGUGUAGUAUAUCCGCUAAACAAAUACAGAAAAAACGACAAGAAAUCAAAGAUCUGAUCCGCUCAUUGAAAAAAUGUUCUUAGUUUACAAAGCAUUUAAUUUGGACUUUUUGUUUUGAAUCUCUUUGAUUUCAUUGAUCAUACUCUUUUGCUGAUAUUUCAAAGACUUUGUCAAAAAUAUUCAACCAUUCAGUAUUGUGGGAUUUAGAGGGAUAAAAUCCACACGGGAAAACAAAAUGAUGUAAUUCUGAAGGAUUACUUAUCAAAUUACCACACUUGUUAUUUUUAGCUUUGUUUUAUUUCCCAUCUCUUUCUAAGUCACUGAUGCUUAUCAGACCAAUACUUCUAAGAUCUGAAAAUAUUUUUUAUGUAUUAUAUUCUGUGAAUAUAAGUAAAAAAAAAACAAGGAUUUUGCAAGAAGAACAGUAAAUAUUACUAUUGCUCCCAAUUUAUACAUGAUGUAAUAUCUCAAAAAAAACAAAACAUUUCAUAUGAAUUUAAUUUGAGGGUUAAAUGUUUUAUACAAAAAAAGGUGAGAUUUGUGGAUUUGUUUUUUUUUGGUUUCUUACUUUCCUUCUUUUAUACAGUGGAGACAUGCAAGUCUUGUCUACAUUAACAGAUACGAUAACUAUACAUAUUAAGAAAACAUUAUUGCACCCAUUAAGCAUAAACAGAAUACUCUUAGAAUACUCAUUAUUGCUACAAAUACCACUACUGAAGACCCAUACUCAACUGCAUCACAAAGUUUAACCUUUUUUCUUCAGGGCUUACUCCCCGGCUCACACUAAAUCCACUACAAAACUCCAGUGAGACCCACAAUUGAUUAAUAUUGCUACAAAAGCAUCCAAGAUUACAUCUGAAGAAUGGCACUCAACUAAUUAGCAUGAAGUCACUCACCAACGCACACUGACCUUUCUCCCACAUGUGUGUCCUCUCUCUACCCUUUCUAUUACACUACAGUGGCCCCUGUUCAUUAGAGUUGUCUGGUCUCCUGUUACCUUCACUCUUGCUCUCCUGGUUCAUUCAUCUCCCUUUCUCUCAUGACCUAUAAUGUGUCCACCUUGUAAACAGACUUAGAAAUGUUCGAAAGAACCAUUAAUCAUGUUGGUUUCAAUAGUCUCAGGAAGCUUGUAAAGGUUAUGGGCACAGCCCUUUCUUCCAAAUUGAUUGAAUAAAAAAAAAACAUGUCUGUUUAGGAAAAUUC